Messenger RNA from Talaromyces rugulosus, 948 nucleotides. RefSeq lists its product as uncharacterized. Lineage: Eukaryota; Fungi; Ascomycota; Eurotiomycetes; Eurotiales; Trichocomaceae. The record is from RefSeq and is a predicted model, not a curated record. The transcript is spliced from 2 exons. Bases 1 to 948 code for a protein of 315 amino acids.
AUGUAUUUCCAUAGGAGGCCUAUGCUAUGGUUACAUUUCUAUCGUGCAAUUGUUCAUAGACCACAGAUCGAUUAUAUUACUAUAACAGGGAUCAGUCAAACGUGGGUAAGGCCACAUGGGCCUCAUCCCCCUCAUCUCCCUCGUGAUCCUCUGAAAGCUCGCAUCGGCUACCAAGGAAACAAUCCCGAGGCCUCCUCCUGUACCUCUUUCUGGAGAGCCGAUAUAUUGAAUCCCCAAAUCAAUAAGAUUUCCCGUGCUGAACAAAUCGGCUACGCGGUUCACGCGCACUGCUGGAUACUGGUGGAUCGUAUUAUUGGAUUUGAACUUGUUGAAGAUAAUCUCAAGAUAUUUUUAAAUACCGUCGAAAAAUUUUGGGCUGAAAAUGCUGAGCUUUGGCUCAGGGAGCCUUGGUAUGAACCAGGAAGUCCAGUGAGCAACAAUCUAACGAGUGAUCAAAUGGACGAACCAACGUGGGAAAACCCGACAAUUUUGCCUAGGAUUCAAGAAAUUGUUGAAAAGGCUAUUCGACAACCCUAUGCAGACAGCCAGUCACGGCAGACUCUGUCAUCAGCUGUCUCUCAUAUUCCUCUUGAUAUUGCCAUUCAGCUUGUUGAAUGGGUCAAACCGAUCAGUGUCGCAGAUACACGGAAUAUGCUGACUGCUUUCGGCUGGAGACUGCCUGAUAGUUAUUGGAAGCGCUUCUGUAAGAUGGAUUUGAUCUUUGAAUAUGGUGAUCUUGAGAAAACCAACCUUCCUGUGAACUGGCAACUAAUUGCUCUUGCAACCGAAGAAAUCAUGGAGGAUCCUGAAUGGGAUCGCAAUACUGGACUUGGUACUCGUCGUUUGAUUUUUCGAAACCUUAGUCAGAUGAAAACAAUUUUCCUGGACUUCUUAACACUUAACGAACCGCCUCGAAGAAAAUAUUCUCUAAGGAGAAGACUUCUUUGA